Haliotis rubra (blacklip abalone) is the source of this 1887-nucleotide messenger RNA. RefSeq lists its product as uncharacterized. The record is from RefSeq and is a predicted model, not a curated record. Bases 26 to 1864 code for a protein of 612 amino acids. Lineage: Eukaryota; Metazoa; Mollusca; Gastropoda; Lepetellida; Haliotidae. The transcript has 3 exons.
UGAAGUGCCAUUGUCUCAUUGCAGAAUGUGGCUACGGGUUCUGUGUUCCUUGUUUCUCUGCGGAGCGGCGUUCUCCGACACAACCGUCACCAUCUACAACGAGUGGCUCUCCCAGGGUGGACGUAUGCAUUUUGAAGUUGGAAGAUGGAACAAAAUUAAUGGUCUCACCCAACAGAGCCUCAUUCCAAAGAUGAAAGCCGUCGGAGCGGCUGCCGGGCGUUGGGUGAAUAGAGAUCUGAGGGCCGAUCUCUUUCCAAAGUGGCCCCAAAGCUCUAGUCACCACGGGUUUCCAGACCCCAGCUAUCUCCAAGACCAUACCAUGCAGGCCAAGACAUUCGCAAAUUAUAUGAUCCAACUGAAGAACUAUGGGAAUUACAUUGACGACAUGGUCUGGAACAUAGAAGGUCUUCACUGGCCAAGCUGGAUUGAUAAAUCUCAGCAUCUUGAUAAAUUCCCCAACAACCUUGACGCUGCAUCAGAGUUUGUGUCCCUAAUGAUUCAGAGUGCCAAGGACUACACAGGAGGACACCUUCCCUCUAUCUUUGAACCUCUCAAUGAACCUGAUUGGGUCGAAAAGUACAUCCCCCCAGAAACGUGUACCGAUUUCCACAAGGCCGUCGCCGACAAAGUGAGAAAGAAGUUUGGAAUCAAAGUUAGCGGACCAUCGUACACUAGUAUGGCCUUACGACAAGCAGAUGAAAAUGAUUUUGCCUUCUGGAAGAGAACUGCAAAGUUUCUUGACAUGUCUCUUGAUCACUUGGACUUUUUCUCUUUCCAUUCCUACAACUACCUGACGGACGUAUCAGGUAAAAGCUACUUGGGCAUCAACGAAGCUCGUCUUUUUGCUUCUCUUGACAUGGUGGAGAAUUAUGCUCAUAUCAAGAAAGGAAAAAGUGUUCAGUUAGUUAACACUGAAUUUGGAUUAGGCUUAGAUAACCUUCAAGGCGUUGGCCCAGAUUUUGAAAAUGGAAUGACGGAUUUUCAGACAAUUUAUCAAGCAAACGGUUUCUUGUGUUCUUUCUUUAACCUGAGAGAGGUGAUGGACAGAGCUACAAUCUUCCUCCUCUCUAAUGAACAAUACCCAGGUCAUACUUCCCUUCGCAAUUCCUUAUUUACGAUGGAUGGCCAUGCCCUUAAUGUGACAAAAUACUUCACUUUUUGGAAAAACCUUGUUUAUGAUCACAGGUUUCUCCGAUUCUCAAGUGAACUCAAUGGGAAGGAGAGAACAGUUUCACCGCUUGCCCUUGCAAACCCCCACACCAAAGAGCUGGUAGUACUUCUCCACAACUUUGGCAAUAAAUUUGAGAAUGUAAAACUGGACUUCCCCAAUAACUGGCUCGACCCUUCUACAGGCGAAGAAACAUGUGUUGUAUUAAAAGAUGGUUAUCCAGCUAUUAAUGCUGAUUUCAAGUUUGACAGGCAUAAACUGCAUGGCACUGUUGGUCUCCCUGCAACAUCAACCUGCUUCUACAAGUUUAAAACCAACUACAACUUCAACGGAAUACGCACAGACAAUCAGCGCACAUACUACGGCAGGAACAUGCAAAUCAAAAUCAUUAAUGGACGUGCACAGACAACCGUCACUCUACCGAGCACUGGUUAUCAUGAGGGUCAUCUUAGAGUGGGCAUCAGCCGAGGGAAGAAUUUCAAUACCAAACCGAAAUCCGUUGUGUUCAAUGGUCAGACUUUGUCUUCAAGUUACAUGCUGUAUGAUGCAAUGGGCACGCAAGGGAAAACAAACUGGAACGUGUGGGAAUUCGCGGUCCCUCCGUCAAAAAUCACCAAAUCCAAUUCCGUCACCUUAUCCUUUGAUGGAAACGAUGGAUACGUGACCUCCGUUGGGCUCGCUGUUGGAAAAAUUUAGUAAAUAAAGUCUCUUUAAGAAUU